Molecule: messenger RNA, 1608 nt
Organism: Aureobasidium melanogenum CBS 110374
Lineage: Eukaryota; Fungi; Ascomycota; Dothideomycetes; Dothideales; Saccotheciaceae
Product: ENTH-domain-containing protein
Exons: 5
Coding region: 1-1608 (535 amino acids)
Biological process (GO): endocytosis; Golgi to endosome transport
Cellular component (GO): plasma membrane; clathrin vesicle coat; endosome
Molecular function (GO): clathrin binding; phospholipid binding
Source: RefSeq, a predicted model, not a curated record
AUGGAUUUCGAGAGCUUGAAGAACCAGGUCAGCAAUCUGACACUUUACGACCUGAAGGCAGGUGUGCGUAAAGUGCAGAAUGCUGUCAUGAACUACACAGAAAUGGAGUCCAAGGUUCGAGAAGCCACCAACAACGAGCCUUGGGGAGCAUCCACCACCAUGAUGAACGAGAUUGCCGCCGGAACCUUCAACUAUCAAGUUCUCAAUGAAAUCAUGCCCAUGAUCUACAAACGCUUCACAGAAAAGACCGCCGAGGAAUGGCGACAGAUCUACAAGGCUCUCCAAUUGCUCGAAUUUCUGAUCAAGAACGGCUCUGAGAGAGUCAUCGACGAUGUCCGAUCCCACCUUUCCCUCAUCAAGAUGCUGCGCCAAUUCCACUACAUCGACCAGAAUGGCAAGGACCAAGGCAUCAAUGUUCGCAACCGAUCAAAGGAACUCACCGAACUUCUCAGCGAUGUCGACAGAAUCCGAGCUGAGCGUAAGAAGGCAAGACAGAACAAGAACAAGUACGGUGGUGUUGAGGGAGGUGCUGGUCUUGGAGGCUCAUCCUUCACCUCUACUAGUAGAUACGGAGGCUUUGGCAGUGAUUCCGCCCCUGGAGGCUAUGGUGGAGCUACAAGACAAGUCUACGGCGAUGGCGGCGGCUUCGGAGGCGAGACGGUCCAAGACGACUGGGAAGAGCGUAGCCAGAGCCGCAGCAGGGGUCAAGACCGAUUUGACGAAUACGACGAGUACGAUGAGGGUGCAUCAGCAGCACCACCGAGAAGAAAGAUCGAGUCAUCAAGGGCUGGAACCAAGACGUCAACAGCAGCAGCCAAGAAACCUGAACCUCCCAAGCCCAAGGAGCCCGAAGUUGACCUUUUCAGUUUUGGCGAUGACGAGCCCGCAGCACUUGCGGCACCUUCUUUGCCCGCCAUGUCCUCUAACGGCAAGCAGCCAGCUGCAGCUGACGAUGGAUUCGGUGCUCUUCAGUCAGGUGGUGCUGAUGACGACGACUUCGACGACUUCCAAUCUGCUGCCCCAGCUGCUGCUCCCGCUCCUGCAAUUGCAGCAGCUCCCAAGCCCAACUACACCCCUAACUACACAUCAAUCGCACCCCCUGUAUCGACCGCCACACCCAACACUCAAUUCGCACAGCCCCAGCCAAGACAGGGCACUAACAACGCUGCCUUCAGCAAUCUCUUCUCUACCACAUCACCCGUCACUGGUGCAGCAGCUCCCCCACCACAAAACAUUGCAUCGCCAAUGUCGACGAACCAACCACGUGCAGGUGGAUACCAAGCUGCUCAGCCCAACUACUUCACAUCUGUCAGCGCCACUCAAUCUCAGCCAGCAUCGACAGUGGCUUCUCCCGGUGUCAAAUCGCCUAUCGGAGGUGCUCCCAAGCCCAAAGCUAGCGGAGACGCAUUUGCCUCGCUCUUGUCUGGUACUAACAUGAAGAAGUCUGGCGCGCCCAGCAACAAAGGACCUACCAUGGCAGACAUGGCCAAGCAAAAGGCUAGCGCUGGUAUCUGGGGAGCAACUAGCUCUUCUAGUCCUGCUACACCAGCUGCUCCUCAGUAUGGCGGCCAGAAGACUGGUGGAGUUAUGGAUGAUUUGCUUGGAUAA